This is a messenger RNA of Adineta ricciae, 3378 nucleotides long. The record is from the annotation of a GenBank genome assembly. NCBI's taxonomy places the organism in Eukaryota, Metazoa, Rotifera, Eurotatoria, Adinetida, Adinetidae.
AUGCUUGCAGUAAAAUAUCGAUUAUCGCUAAAUUCAGCUCGACAAGUUCUCGCUGCCGGUAUCAAUUAUAGAAAAGAACAGAAACGAUAUGCAACUUUAAAUAUGCAAACAAUAAAUCCUCUUGUCAAAGAGGUCGAAUACGCGGUUCGAGGUCCGAUUGUUAUUCGUGCAGGAGAAAUCGAACGUCAAUUAAAGGACAAGCACGAUUACCCUUUCGAUCGAGUUAUUCGAGCUAAUAUCGGUGAUUGCCAUGCUAGCGGUAAUCAAGCACCAAUUACAUAUAUUCGACAGUUUGUAGCCGGAUGUACUUACCCCGAGAUAAUGAAUUCGCCUGACUUUCCACGAGAUGUUAAACAACGAGUAGAACGUUUACUGUCAGCAUGUGGUGGCAAAAGUCUUGGUUCAUAUACGGAGAGUCAAGGCAUAAUCACUAUACGAGAAGAUGUUGCAGCCUAUAUUCAGCAGCGGGAUGGUUAUCCAGCUGAUGCAAAUAACAUUUAUCUUUGUAAUGGAGCUUCCGAUGGUAUUAAAACUGUCAUCAAGCUUUUAAUGAAUAACGAUCCAGCCAAACCAUCAGGAAUUAUGAUUCCUGUACCACAAUAUCCACUCUACAGUGCAACUUUAUCUGAAUAUGGCGCACAUCAAAUUGAAUAUUACCUCGAUGAAGAUAACAACUGGGCUCUAAAUAUUGAUGAAUUGGAGCGUUCGUUGAAUGAAGCGAAGAGUAAAUGUGUUCCGCGCGGUAUCGUAGUUAUUAAUCCGGGGAAUCCCACCGGCCAAGUACUUGCACGUGAUAAUAUUGAAAAUGUAAUUCGAUUUGCACAUAAACAUCAAUUAUUCGUCAUGGCUGAUGAAGUCUAUCAAGAAAAUGUUUAUCUACCAGGUUCGAAAUUCUUCUCAUUCAAAAAAGUUCUCAUGGAUCUGGGUGCACCUUACAAUCAAAUGGAAAUGGCCUCAUUCCAUUCGGCAUCGAAAGGGUGGCAUGGCGAAUGUGGCUCUCGUGGUGGUUACUAUGAGUUAAUCAAUCUUGACAAAGAUGUUCGAAUGCAAGUGAAUAAACUAAUCUCAGCAUGUUUAUGUUCGACAUCAUGGGGUCAAGCUGUCAUGGGAGCGAUCAUAAGUCCACCAAGAGAAGGUGAAGAAUCGUAUGAACUGUAUAAGAAAGAACGAACGAUGGUUGUUAAUCGAUUGAAGGAAAAAGCUGAUCUUGUCAGCCAACUGUUCAAUUCAGUUGAAGGUGUACGCUGCAAUGCUGUUAUGGGAGCAAUGUAUGCAUUUCCUCGUAUCGAAAUUCCAAAGAAAGCCAUCGAAUAUGCAAAAUCGAAGAAAAUGGCACCUGAUGCGUUUUAUUGUUUUCAAUUACUUGAAAAGACCGGCAUUUGUGUUGUACCCGGUAGCGGUUUUAAACAACGACCUGGAACACAUCAUCUCCGUACAACGAUUCUGCCACCGGUUGAUCAAAUGAAAGAUAUGGUUGAGCGCUUUCGCACAUUUCAUAUGCAAACAGUAAAUCGAAUAGCGAUCAUGUUGCAUCAUAGACGUCAGGUCGUACCAUUCAAUGAAAUCCAGGGUGUCACUUCGACAAAUGUUUGUGCCUACUCAAAUGGUGAUGAUCAUUUUUUCUCCGUUGAACGUCAUUAUUAUCAUGGCAUCUUUUUGGGCUUCAAAUGGGAAUGCAUCGAAUUCGCCCGUCGAUGGCUUUUAAUGCGUAAAAGUUGCAUUUUUUCCGGCAUACCCUACGCUGCUGCUGAUAUAUGGACUAAAUUGCAAGCGCUCGAACGUGUUACCGAUGGCAAACAAAUUCCCCUCACCGCACAUCUAAAUGGCACAUUAGAUAAACCUAAACGAGAUUCCUUACUUAUCUAUCCACGUAGUUCGGCGUUACCAUUCGGUCAUGUUGCGAUUAUAUGUGAUGUUGUACCCGGUUACAUUCGUAUUGCUGAACAAAACUAUGAAUAUUACAAUUGGUCGGACGAUUAUUCUCGAGAAAUUCCAUUGAGAUUCGAAAAUAACUGUUAUUACAUCGAAGAUCAGCAUGAAGUUUACGGCUGGAUGGAGAUUGAUGAUAUUGAAAAUUUAGAACCAUUGGACGAGACUAAAAUUGAUUUGAUCUUAAAGCAAUAUCAACAAGCCAACUCGAUUGGAACAUUAGAACGAUGUGUAAUACCAAGCAAAACGUCCACGUUAUCAUUUGCAUGGUUGAAUGAGAACGAUAAGGCGGAGCAAUUGUUUAUGCAACUAUAUGGAACAGAUUUGAUACGUACAGAUACCAAUACUUUGCCUUUUUACAAAGCGAAUCAAGAUUUGCUGUUGAAUAUUGGCGGUGUAUCGAAUGAACUACACGAAAUGUUUCUUCAUGCAACUGAAUAUGUUUUAGAAAAUGAUGAUGUUUUGAGACAUUUCUGCAUUCCGGAAGUCUUCUGGCCGAAAAUUCGUCAAUCGUGGCUGAAUGAGAAACAGUUAACGAUGACAGGACGAUUUGAUUUAGCUUUCAACGGAAAAGAAAUCAAAGUUUUCGAAUACAAUGCCGACAGUGCUUCGGCUCUGUUUGAAAUGGCUGUCAUCCAAGAGAAAUGGGCCCAAACGAUUAAUUUCGAACGAACAUUCAUGUCGGCAUUUCAACUGCACAAUAUUUUAGUGAAGAACUGGAAGAAAUUCUCGUCGAUUAAACGUGCACAUAUUCUAAUCGAUACCGAUCAAGAAGAAUUAUUGACUGCUUAUUAUAUGCAGAAUGUUUUGAAAGAUGCCGGUAUUGAUUCGAAAAUAUGCAUCAUAACUGAUGAUCUGUAUUGGAAAGAUUCGAAGAUAGUCGAUGGUGACGGCUAUGAAGUUGAAUUAGUAUGGAAAUUAUGGAUGUGGGAAACAGUUUUUAGUAAUUAUCUUCAAUGCGAAAAGGAAGGAACUUUAAGUCGACAAAACGAUGGUGAACAUCCAUACCUACAUCAGAUUCUGUUAAAUGAACACAUUAAGGUGAUCGAACCAUUGUGGAAAGUGAUUCCAAGCAAUAAAGCCAUCUUACCUGCCCUAUGGUUACUCUAUCCGAAUCAUCCAAAUCUUUUACGUAGUGAAUAUAUUUUAACCGAUGAAUUAAAACAAGUUCCAUUUGUCAAGAAGCCCAUCGUUGGUCGUUGUGGUCAUAAUGUCACUCUGUUUGAUGUGAACGGUGAGGCCGUUAUCCACGAAACUCAAGGAAUAUUCAUCGAUCGAAAUUGUAUAUAUCAAGAACUAUUUUCAUUAACGAAUUUCGAUGGAUAUUAUCCAAUUAUUGGAAGUUGGAUUAUUCAUGGUUUAUUUGGUGGAUUUGGUAUACGCGAAGACAAGAAAUUGAUCACCGAUGCUGAAAGUCCAGUGACUGCUUGUUGUAUAGUUUGGAAAUAG